UUUUUAAUGUCUGAACCUUAGGGCAGUUUUUUCUCUUCUUCCGUAUCAUUUCCCAAGUCCACCAAACACUAGUUGGAAUUACUCCCUGUUUGCAUAGAAACAGCACGAAAAUCAGAGACCCCGAAAGAAAUUAGCGCCUGUUCUUUGGUGGGUAUUUUUAAAUUUUCCUUCUUUGGGCGGUAAAUCGAUAUGAAUGGCGAGGGGAACAGAGGCGAAGAAGAGAUCGUGAAAAUGGAAGAGGAUGUCAAGGAGCAGAAGCUUGUGUAUAUGUGGGGGUAUCUUCCUGGAGCUUUGCCGCAGAGGUCCCCGUUGCUGUCUCCUGUGGCAGUUCGGCUUCCAGGUAAGGAUGGCACUGAUGGGCACGCUUGGAAGGAUGUUUGCGGUGGAGGUUGCGGGUUCGCCAUGGCCAUUUCUGCAUCUGGAAAACUCAUAACAUGGGGCUCAACAGAUGAUCUUGGUCAAAGCUAUGUGACGUCUGGGAAGCAUGGGGAAACUCCAGAGCCUUUUCCUCUUCCAAACGAAACUUCUAUAGUAAAAGCAGCCGCAGGUUGGGCCCAUUGUGCUGCCAUUACAGAUAGAGGAGAAGUCUACACAUGGGGAUGGAAAGAAUGUGUUCCUUCUGGAAAGAUCUUUGGUGAUCUGUCUGUUGGGAUUGGCUAUGAAAGGGAUGUAUUAGAGAGGCAGUCAGCGUCCGUGAUAGAUCAAUUGAGCCCUCACUUACAAGCUUCACGAUCUACUGGUGCUUUUUUUUCCAAUAUUGAAGCUAGAGGUGGUGGCACAGAAAGUUCAAAGAGGAGAAGGGUUUCAUCAGCAAAACUUGCAGAUGAAAGUUCGUCAGCAAGUGAUGACACUCUCUCUGCACUUCCCUGUCUUGUUACUCUUAAUCCUGGUGUAAGAAUAGCCUCUGUUUCUGCAGGAGGACGUCAUACCCUCGCAUUGUCAGUUUCAGAUAUGGGACAAGUCUGGGGUUGGGGCUAUGGUGGAGAAGGACAGCUAGGUUUGGGCUCCCACAUACGUAUGGUUUCCUCUCCACAUCCUAUACCUUGCAUUGAGUCGUCUUCUUUUGGAAAAGAUAGACCUACAGCUCUCGCUCGAGGAAGUGCAAGCUUAGAGGGUCAGGGUAGUAGAAUUCCUGGAAGCUAUGUGAAGGGAAUUGCUUGUGGAGGGCGUCAUAGUGCAGUAGUUACAGAUGCAGGGGCACUGCUAACGUUUGGUUGGGGACUGUACGGACAGUGUGGGCAAGGAUGUACAGAUGACGAGUUAAGUCCAACAUGUGUAUCCUCAUUACUCGGUAUCCAGAUCGAGAGUGUCGCUGCUGGACUGUGGCACACGGUCUGUAUAUCCUCCAACGGUGAUGUAUAUUCAUUUGGCGGUAAUCAAUUCGGGCAGUUAGGAACGGGUGGUGAUCAAUCUGAGACACUUCCAAGACUUGUAGACGCACCAAGUGUGGAAAAUGUAAAUGCAAAGGUUGUAUCAUGUGGGGCUCGUCAUAGUGCUAUAGUAUCAGAGGAUGGGAAAGUAUUCUGCUGGGGAUGGAACAAGUAUGGCCAGCUAGGUUUGGGCGACGUAAUCGACCGUAACAUUCCCGUCGAAGUCCCAAUGGAGAAUUGCACUCCGAAAAACGUUUCCUGUGGAUGGUGGCACACCCUUCUUUUGGCCGAAUCGCCCACAUAAAUUCGUAGCCUCUGCAAAAUUUUGUUAGUUAGCUGCUGCUGCUGCUCCUUUCAAAAUGGUAGGUUCAUUUGUAAAUGCAUAGACAAUAGCUUUCAUCCAUAUGGCAUGUACAUUCAUGUAUCUACUCAUUCAUUCUUUAAUGGUUAGAGAGUAUUAGGAAGAAAUCCUAUAUUAUAAAUCCUGAUAUCUGUUCAUAAUUUAGAACUAGAAGAAAGAGCUUCACUUUCUCUAGGAUUCAACUGUUUUAGCUCUUAAAAAUGGUGUAUUUCUGUUCAAAAGUGAUAGAUAACUUCAACCGGUGAUUUGAAGAA
Cucurbita moschata (crookneck pumpkin) is the source of this 1985-nucleotide messenger RNA. RefSeq names its product ultraviolet-B receptor UVR8-like. The transcript is spliced from 11 exons. The record is from RefSeq and is a predicted model, not a curated record. The coding region runs from base 190 to 1674 and encodes 494 amino acids. Lineage: Eukaryota; Viridiplantae; Streptophyta; Magnoliopsida; Cucurbitales; Cucurbitaceae.